AUGCGUGGACGUCGACAUGAAAGUGAUCAGUUUAUCGAAGUACAAGAAGAGUUUGCCGCUGGAGCAAGUCAGUCAGAGUGGCAGGCUGAAGUUGAGAAACCUCAUCUGACUCGUGGAGCAGCUAGACGAGGUGCUCGAUCAGCGCAACCCAGUAAUGUUGUGAGUCUCCGUCGCAUGCCUCAUCGAGAGUCUCGAGUGAAAUCAUUCAAGCAACUUGUGGAGUAUUCCGGGGAAGAAGAAGGUGUCCAGAAAUCAUUGAAACCUACUGAAAUGGCUCCUUCUCGGAUUUUCGUCACAAAUGAUGUUGUUGGAAUGCACCUUGACUGGCCUUUAUACAGCCAACAGGCUGAAUCGUUCGCCACAGCCGCACACAUCAUUGUCAGCGAUGCAGCCUUGGUGCGCUCCUCCUUAAUUUGUUCCACUGUCCCACAGGAGUUUACUGAAGUGGGCACAUUCGUCGUAGCAAUGUCCGGAUUGGAACAUAGACAUGAAGUUACACUAGAUGGACUUGGGUCUUGGGGAACUCCCCAAGGAACGACAAAAUUCUACAAUUUUUGCUCAGCAACCCGUAAAUUGAUGAUGGCGACUCCCGAGAAUUACACCUAUAAAGUGCAGAGCAACCGUUACAUUCAUCCGGGAACUGACGAACGCGGACACUUUAUUAAAAAAAUCUUCUGUGGAAUGACGAACACUGGGGAAGGUUGUGCUUAUGCAGUCAUAACCUAUUCUUGGGAAGGAACUCCUCAUCCAAUUGCUGUUGCCAUGCCGACACCAGCACCAUCACGAGAAAGGCCAUAUGGUUCAAGGAGUUGGGAGGCCUCGGGUGUCGAUAUAUCUAUUGACGAGGGUGCCAUGCAUCAUGGAUUACCGCUGUUAUCGCGUGUCGCAGUGGACUUCGACCUUGCAUGCAAAAUUUUGUUGGCUGGAGUGGAGAUACCUCAGCACAGCGAAGGCCUUGCAAAAACCUUGGGUUACUCGUCAGUUGCUGAACAUCGACUGGCGAACAAAAUGGCUGCUUCCCCGGAAACUGUCCGGAACUUUUUGAAUGCACUGACUCGUCGUAUUCGGCCAGUGUUCAUUGAUCGAAUGGAGUCAUGGACAGCUUUCGCUCAAGCCAAAGAGCUCAUGUCUAGCAAUUUGCAAGCUCACGAUCUCGCAUACAUCUGUAGAAAAGAAGCUGAACAACACUACGAUGUCGAUCCGGUUGGAUCUGAUGAACUAUUUCCCAUUUUGGCCAACAUUCAUCAAUUUAACGAAGGUCCUAGGACAAAUAUUUGGAUUAGAAUUUCACUUUCAAAGUUUGAAGCUACCUUCAAUUUCCAGGCCUCGGGUGUCGAUAUAUCUAUUGACGAGGGUGCCAUGCAUCAUGGAUUACCGCUGUUAUCGCGUGUCGCAGUGGACUUCGACCUUGCAUGCAAAAUUUUGUUGGCUGGAGUGGAGAUACCUCAGCACAGGUAG
This is a messenger RNA of Cooperia oncophora, 1458 nucleotides long. The record is from the annotation of a GenBank genome assembly. NCBI's taxonomy places the organism in Eukaryota, Metazoa, Nematoda, Chromadorea, Rhabditida, Trichostrongylidae.